This is a messenger RNA of Kwoniella mangroviensis CBS 8507, 351 nucleotides long. RefSeq lists its product as uncharacterized. Lineage: Eukaryota; Fungi; Basidiomycota; Tremellomycetes; Tremellales; Cryptococcaceae. The coding region runs from base 1 to 351 and encodes 116 amino acids. The record is from RefSeq and is a predicted model, not a curated record. The transcript has 3 exons.
AUGCAAUUCACAACUUGUACACUCCUCGCUCUGGCUUCCCUCACCUCUUUGGUUGCCGCCGAUUACUUCGCCAACUUCUUCACCGACGAGAAUUGCAAUGAGGACGGCUCUAUCGGUUUUGACAUGACCAACCCCGGAUGCUUCGCUUGGGCAGGUGCCAAAUCAGUCUAUAUCCCUAGAACCAGCUUCCCAAAUGAGCAAUUUUGCCUGGUCAUGACUCACGACGACGAUCAUUGUAGUUGUCAAGAUCAGGCUUACGACUUUACCUCCACUGGGUUCUGUGCUAAGUUAGAUGGUACGGUCAAAUCAUACAGAUUCAUCUCCGGAUCCUGUGGUUCCGACACCUGUUAG